UCUGGUGUCAUGGCCGCCGCCUGCGCGAGGUGCCGUUCGUGGCUGAGGUGGAGGGCGCAAGCAGCGCGGCCAGCGGUGGCAGCGGCCUCCUGGGGAAGCGGCACCAUGGGGCCUUGGCUGAGGGGGGCGGGCUGCCUUCGCCUGGCGCGGCUGGGGCCGGCUAGGGGCCUGUGGAGCUCGGCCCCUGGCUCCACUAAAAUGGUGUCUGUGGAUUUGGGGAGCAGAAAAUUAGAAAUCUCUUCUGGAAAACUGGCCAGAUUUGCUGAUGGCUGUGCUGUUGUGCAGCUAGGCGAUACAGCAGUCAUGGUGACAGCAGUCAGUAAAACAAAACCUUGUCCGUCUCAGUUCCUGCCUUUGGUGGUUGACUAUCGGCAAAAAGCUGCUGCGGCAGGAAGAAUUCCUACCAAUUAUCUGAGACGAGAACUGGGUUCCACGGACAAAGACAUUCUUACAAGCAGAGUAAUAGAUCGGUCAAUUAGACCACUUUUUCCAGCAGGCUACUUUUAUGAUACACAGAUCCUUUGUAAUCUUCUAGCUGUAGAUGGUAUCAACGAUCCUGAAGUACUGGCAAUCAAUGGAGCAUCCGCAGCCCUUGCAUUGUCAGAUAUCCCAUGGAAUGGUCCUAUUGGUGCGGUGAGAGUAGGAUUUAUUGAUGGAGAAGUGGUUGUUAAUCCCACUCGAAAAGAAAUGUCUUCCAGUACUUUGAAUUUAGUCGUAUCUGGAGCUCCUCGAAGCCAAGUUGUUAUGCUGGAAGCCUCAGCAGACAAUGUAUUGCAGCAGGACUUCUGCCAUGCCAUCAAAGUGGGCGUGAAGUAUUGCCAGCAAAUAAUUCAAGGCAUACAGCAACUGGCCAAAGAGCAGGGUAUUGCCAAGAGAACUGUCCAGAAGUUAUUCACAGCUCCCGAAGAGAUGGUGGAAUAUGCAAAGCAACUUGCAUCUGAAAAGAUCACUGCAGUGUUUUCCAACUUCGCCCAUGAUAAAAUUUCAAGAGAUGAAGCAAUUAACAGCAUCAGGCUUGAAACAGAAGAACAGCUGAAAGAAAAGUUCCCAGAGGCCGAGCCUUACGAAAUGAUGGAAUCCUUUAAUGUCGUUUCUAAAGAAAUUUUUAGAAAUCUUAUUCUGAAUGAAUACAGAAGAUGUGAUGGUAGAGACUUGACUGCACUUAGAAAUAUCACUUGUGAAGUGGACAUGUUCAAAACCCUUCAUGGAUCAGCAUUAUUUCAGAGAGGUCAAACCCAGGUCUUAUGUACAGUUACAUUUGAUUCUUUGGAAUCAAGUGUAAAGUCUGAUCUCAUCACAACAGCCUUAAGUGGAAUUAAAGAAAAAAACUUCAUGCUCCAUUAUGAGUUCCCUCCGUACGCAACUAACGAGAUUGGCAGAAUUACAGGUGUAAAUAGGAGAGAACUUGGUCAUGGUGCACUUGCGGAGAAGGCUUUGAAGCCAGUUAUUCCCAGUGGAUUCCCUUUCACAAUAAGGGUCACUUCAGAAGUAUUGGAAUCAAAUGGAUCAUCAUCAAUGGCUUCUGCUUGCGGUGGGAGUUUAGCAUUGAUGGAUGCAGGAGUUCCAAUUUCAUCUGCUGUAGCAGGUGUUGCUGUAGGUUUGGUUACCAGGCCUAAUUCUGAAAAAAAUGGAGAUAUUGAAGAUUAUCGCUUGCUAACUGACAUUCUGGGAAUAGAGGAUUAUAAUGGCGAUAUGGACUUCAAAAUGGCUGGAACCAAUAAAGGAAUAACUGCGUUACAGGCUGACAUCAAGCUACCAGGAAUACCCCUUAAAAUUGUAAUGGAAGCUAUUCAGCAAGCCACAGUGGCAAAGAGGGAAAUCUUGCAAAUUAUGAACAAGGCAAUAGCAAAACCGAGAGCAAGCAGAAAAGAGAAUGGACCACUUGUAGAAAGUGUUCAAGUGCCAUUAUCAAGAAGGGCAAGAUUUGUUGGCCCUGGAGGUUAUAAUUUAAAGAAACUUCAAGCUGAAACUGGAGUAACUGUUAGCCAAAUAGACGAAGAGACAUUUUCCAUAUUUGCUCCAACACCAGCUGCUAUGCAUGAAGCACAAGAAUUUAUUACCGAAAUCUGCAAAGAUGAUCAGGACUAUCAAUUGGAAUUUGGAGCUAUUUAUACAGCAACAAUAACUGAAUUGAGAGAUAUUGGGGUGAUGGUAAAAUUGUAUCCCAACAUGACUCCUGUUCUACUGCACAACUCUCAGCUGGAUCAAAGAAAGAUUAAGCACCCUAGUGCUCUUGGAUUAGAAGUUGACCAAGAAAUCCAGGUGAAAUAUUUUGGGCGCGAUCCAACUGAUGGUAGAAUGAGACUAUCGCGGAAAGUGCUUCAAUCCCCAGCCACAUCGGUUGUUAAAACCCUAACUGACAAAAACAAUAUAGUAAUUGGAGGUGCAGUUCCAGAGUCUGCUAGUUCACCAUCAUAGCAACUUUCGAAAGCAUAGAAAGCAUUCUGGACUUACCAGAACUGUGACUCUUUGAAAGCGACUGAAUAAUUGUUGCGAAAUGGCAGAUUCUUAAUCAUGCAGAUUUGUAUACCACCCACACAUGUUUUAAAUUUUGUAUAAAUAUUAUUGGACACUUGUUAACUUUCAGUUAUGUUUUUGCCCCCAUGGGGUUUUUCCUUUGAAAAACAUAAGCCCAUUGCAGCCCCUUUAUAAAUCAUGUAAAACUUGAGAUUGACAUUUCCAAGCAACAGGAGUGUUAGUCCUCAGACCAUAUACAAAGGAACGAUACCUAAUUAGCCUUACCUCUUUUGCUAAAGAGGUGUGUUAAAGAUACCUAGAUACACAUGUGCUUUCAGUUUUCUUCUAUGUGCUGAUGUGCUUGCAAGAACGCUGUUGUUGUUUUUUAAAAAAACAGUUCAUUCUCUUGCAUGAUGGUUUUACAAACUUGACAACAGGAAAUGGCCUCCAAAAUGUAUAUGAGACUCUACAGUAGGCUUAGUUUGAAGCCCUUUUAGUAGAGUUUUAUGUGCAUCUUUUCUCUUAGAAACUAAUAGGGCUGGGGGAGAGGAAUCUGAUAUUUAUAACAUUGAGAGAACUGUGCUACAUGACUUGCAAAUAAAAGUUUGAACAAA
Messenger RNA from Elgaria multicarinata webbii, 3071 nucleotides. It is a transcript of the gene PNPT1, whose product is annotated as polyribonucleotide nucleotidyltransferase 1. Gene Ontology annotation, molecular function: 3'-5'-RNA exonuclease activity; polyribonucleotide nucleotidyltransferase activity; RNA binding. Lineage: Eukaryota; Metazoa; Chordata; Lepidosauria; Squamata; Anguidae. Bases 10 to 2418 code for a protein of 802 amino acids. Gene Ontology annotation, biological process: mitochondrial RNA 3'-end processing; mitochondrial mRNA catabolic process. The record is from RefSeq and is a predicted model, not a curated record. The transcript has 28 exons. Gene Ontology annotation, cellular component: cytosol; mitochondrion.